This is a messenger RNA of Aspergillus neoniger CBS 115656, 495 nucleotides long. RefSeq lists its product as uncharacterized. The transcript has a single exon. Bases 105 to 365 code for a protein of 86 amino acids. The record is from RefSeq and is a predicted model, not a curated record. NCBI's taxonomy places the organism in Eukaryota, Fungi, Ascomycota, Eurotiomycetes, Eurotiales, Aspergillaceae.
AUCAUAUUCACAUAAACAAAACACGAGUCUUAAUCAAUUUAGAACACAUCACUUACCACUCUCAAUACCCUCCACCUAUUACAGUAAUCCCACCGCUACCCAUCAUGGCCGACCAACCCCCCAUGGGCCGCGACUUCAUCGACGCAAAGAACGUCGACCCUAUCGACCACAAUGACCAAACCGACCCCGAAGACUCCGCUAGUCAGCCUCGUUUCCCCGGCCCCGGUUCGAGCACAACUGCCCCUUCUACUUCGAAGCCGCAUUCGAACAAGUUGUUGAACAAGCUGGAUCCGCGAUACGACAGUGAUGUUUUGGAGUCGGAGAAGCAGGAGAAGGAGAAGGUGCAGCGGAGGGGAUGGGAUUAAUCCUGCUUUGAUACUUGAUAUGUCAAGAUAGAUGGGAGGGAGAGAGGAGGAUGAUGGCUUAUGAUCAUGUAUACAUGUUUUCGAAUUCCGGAGAGAGAUGAUCUCCGUGAUAAUAUUAUGCUCACAAAUU